Molecule: messenger RNA, 939 nt
Organism: Cyanistes caeruleus (blue tit)
Lineage: Eukaryota; Metazoa; Chordata; Aves; Passeriformes; Paridae
Source: RefSeq, a predicted model, not a curated record
GGUUUCCUGCCCUUCUCACUCUGCCUGUGUUGUCCUUGCAGGGGUGUGAACACGUUCUCUCCGGAGGGGAGGCUCUUCCAGGUGGAAUAUGCCAUCGAGGCCAUAAAGCUUGGCUCCACGGCCAUCGGGAUCCAGACCUCAGAGGGAGUUUGCCUGGCUGUGGAAAAGAGGAUCACAUCUCCCCUCAUGGAGCCCAGCAGCAUUGAGAAGAUUGUGGAGAUCGACUCUCACAUUGGGUGUGCCAUGAGUGGAUUGAUAGCCGAUGCAAAGACUUUAAUUGACAAGGCCAGAGUGGAGACUCAGAAUCACUGGUUCACCUACAACGAGACGAUGACGGUGGAGAGUGUGACACAGGCUGUGUCUAACCUGGCCCUGCAGUUUGGGGAGGAAGAUGCUGAUCCAGGAGCCAUGUCCCGCCCGUUCGGCGUCGCUCUGCUCUUUGGAGGAGUGGAUGAGAAGGGACCCCAGCUGUUCCACAUGGAUCCCUCGGGAACGUUCGUGCAGUGUGAUGCCAGAGCCAUCGGCUCCGCCUCAGAGGGAGCCCAGAGCUCCCUGCAAGAGGUUUACCACAAGUCCAUGACGCUAAAGGAAGCCAUCAAAUCUUCCCUGGUCAUCCUGAAACAGGUCAUGGAGGAGAAACUAAAUGCCACCAACAUCGAGCUUGCCACGGUGGAGCCUGGGAUGAAAUUCCACAUGUACACAAAAGAGGAGCUUGAGGAGGUCAUCAAGGAUAUUUGAAAGAAGAGGGAGAGACCCCCAAAAGCUCAAACCCCUUCCCCAACCAAAGGAACUGGUCCAGUUCACCCAGCUCCUGGGACUUCCCUCCCCACAGCACCUGAACCUGCCGCUCCUGCCAGCUCCAGAGGUUUUUUACUGUUUCUGGACAGAGCUGAGCUUUGCCUGAGGAGGGAAUGAAAUAAAUCAUUUUGUUACUCUAAA